Spizellomyces punctatus DAOM BR117 is the source of this 1169-nucleotide messenger RNA. RefSeq lists its product as uncharacterized. The coding region runs from base 156 to 773 and encodes 205 amino acids. NCBI's taxonomy places the organism in Eukaryota, Fungi, Chytridiomycota, Chytridiomycetes, Spizellomycetales, Spizellomycetaceae. The record is from RefSeq and is a predicted model, not a curated record. The transcript is spliced from 2 exons.
AGCUUAAUGCGGACUCUGUCAAAAACGUGCAUCAUCAUAAAACUUUGAGCUUGUGAGCCAAUAAAGGCCCAAAGGCCCAAAGGCUUUCCGUCUGAAAUUCCGCGAACGGGCCAUUCACUCCUGUCCUUAGACCUUCUCUGGGUACCUUGAAAGUCAUGUUGGUACCAUUAUUUAUCCUCAUAAUCGCGACCCUUCUGGAGACCGGAGUUUGCGCCUUUUCCCUAGACGCCUGUGCCCAAUCUACGGAAAACCGCUGCAUCAGCCUCUCUCCGGCGAACAGCACCAUUGUCCAAUCCAGCUAUCUUCUCCUGCACCUCACCGGCCUGUCCUCGACGUCAUUCUCCGAACCACUGAACUGGGAUGGCAAAUUUAGCGUCUCCAUCACCACCUGGGAUCCCACCGUGCCCCAUAAAGGAAACUUUACCAUAAAACGUUCCGUGAACGGACGCCAACCAAUCGAAGCCUACAACCAAACCCAUCGUGUCUCGCCCACUGAUGCAUUUCCAAUAUAUGCGUUUAAAACUAGCGGUGACGGUUGGUUUCCUGAACAAAUUGGAACACCCGUUAGCUUCACCUGGAAGUUUGAAGCCAAGUUUGGGGCUUGGGAACGCAACGAGGCUCUUACGCUUUUGCCGAAAAACGACACUGCGGGAGUCAUUGCGAAACCCGAUGUCCCGGCAUACUCGACCAGCGGCGUUGGGAGGGAGGUAGCGGUUGGAUCAAUGGCGUUGAUUGUUGUGAUGAUCAGUUGUUUUAGUGUGCUGGUUCUGUAGCUCUGAAUCUAGUUUCGCUUAUACGUAUCUCAUAGUCUCGUAGUUUGAACUUUUAUGAUAGUUCGGUCUCAACGACGUUGGUCAAGAUCGUCAAUAUCAACGAGAAAUGUACGGCUGAGAAUGAAAAGCAGGUCCAUCAUCACAAGGCCGGGAAAAUGAUGAAUAUCCCUAUCUUUGAGGAAAACGAGCAAUACGCACUGCGUGCUGACGCAGAAUUUUCAGUGAAAGUGAAAGCGAACGAAGUGGAGGAUUAUGCUUGCUGAAAGCCCAGGCAAACCUCUAAAACGCUCGAAGCAUGCAAACUUGGAAUUUUUCAAAUAAAUAAAUUACCGUAGAACAACAACUCUUGAAAAAAUCAACAAUAUAUUUUUGAAAACAUGUAUAUACACAGCUUCA